AUGAGCGUUCCACCAUCAGUCACUGCUGGGCUAAAAUUAGACAGCGGCAUAAAUUAUGCAAAGUGUGCUGCUUCUCGAAAUAACGUGUCAAUUUAUCGCAUAUAUAAUCGGCGAGGUUCCACCGGGGAACCGUCAGAGUUGUACAGACGUCCUACCGGAAGAAAAAGAAGAAGAUUAGGCAACAGUGCUGACUGCAAAAGUGGCAGUAGUAAGGAAACUAGUAUAGGAAUUCGCUCCGGUGGCGAUCCAGAGGAACAGCCAAACCAUCAGCCAAAGGGUGACUGGAUGUUGCGACGGUGGCUUAGCUCUAUCCCGUCCUUAGUUUCGUCCCUCUUAGUUUCUAUUUCCUUUCGAGAAAAUCUUCUGUACCGAUCGCUUCCAAUCAGUACCGCAACAGCAGCAGGCAGUGUGAGGCAAGAAGAGCCAUUUGAAAAUUAUGGCAGUGAAUGUGGAAAUUAUAAUAAGCAAGUGACAACAUAUGAAGAUAAUGGUAGGAAAAUGUGUGGCACUCCGCGUUUCCAUGAAGGUUCCACCGCAAACCGCAGCCGCCGGAGCCGCCGUCAGCAUGGUUGGCCGCCGUUGCUCCGAGGCAUCGGUCGCAUAGACGUGAAGCUAAUGCUGGUGAUUAUGGUGCUAAUUGGCGUUAUUGAUUACUCGGAAGCCGGAACAUGUUGGCUGCGGCGAAUAGAGAGCACCGGUAAGUGCAACAAGCUGUUCACCCGCAACGUUACGCGGGAGAGCUGCUGCCAGGCCGGAACCGGCCUCGGGUUUACCGAUCGGGACAUCACCGACGUGCAGAUCUUCUUCGUGAAUGCUUUCAACGAUGGAAUGGACUGUUCGUCCUGUCUCGCGAAUAACCUUUACGUUUUCACAGAGAGCUGCGAGAAUGCCAAAUGUGGACCCAACAAACGUUGCGUUAUGAAGAAGGGGCGACCGAAGUGUAUCUGUGCGCCCAAUUGCAAGGCUCCCAAGCAGGCCAAGCAGCUGCCAAAGCAGAACAUCAAGGUGAUCAAUCUGAGCGUGAGCCAACGAAACCGAAGACAGUAUUUAUCGACUGGGCCGCGAACUGCCGCGUCUCGGUCAGCUCCGUCGAUUCAACUCGGGGGAUCGAACAACAAGCGGAGCAUUCGGGUACUAAGUGAUGACCCGUCCCAAACCCACCAUUCAACAAGGACUGUAAAAACUAGCCUAAGUGAGAAAGCGUCAAGCCAAAGAAGUAAUAACGUGAGUAGUAGAAACCGACCGGAUCGUUCGAAAGUGAAUUGUACGGGCGAGGAUGACGAGUCGACGGGCUGCCUGCACCUGAACGAUCGGCUAGUCCUGAUGGCUGACAGUCCGAUGCAAACCAAUACGCUUCCGCAGGGCUACGCAAAGAAAAGCCGCUCCGAAGCAACGCCGGUUUUGAUAACCAGCUCGGUUGGUACCAAUCUGCGGCAUCGGAACCGUAAGAACACAUUUGGCAACAACGCUAACAACCGAACGCUCGCGCAUGAGGAACCAUCGCGAACCCAACAUCACAGCCGAGACUUUGGCAGACCCCGGUUGCUUCGGUUGACGCCUGGAAACGAUAACGGCACCAUCGCGGUCGGAGAUCCCCGAGCGCACAGGCGGCGGCCGCACUUGGAAGAUUCGUUCUACGUUGGUGAAGUCCCCCAUUCACGGCGCAGCCGCAUGCGGGAAACCGAUUUCGAUUUCGGGAAUGAAAUCAUGCCACACACCGGAUUCUAUAAUCCAGUUUGCGGUACCGACGGCAAAACGUACAAAACCGAGUGUCAACUGAAGAAGCGAGCCUGCAGGCAGGAGAGCACCACUCUCGUGGUCGCUUACAAGGGACAUUGCCAAACUACCUGCCGGCUGGUCCAGUGUCCGGAGGGCAAGUACUGCGUCGAGGACCAGCACUCCACCCCACAUUGCGUGACCUGCGCGCGAGAUUGUCCAACCGAGUCCAGAACGUUUUCCGCCAAGUCCGUCGUCUGCGGCACCGACGGCGUCACCUAUCGGAGCAUCUGCGAACUGAAACAGAAGGCCUGCCUGACGGGACGGGCGAUUCCGGUUGCCUACCGAGGUCGUUGCAUCGAAACCGCCACCUGUGAAACCAUUAAGUGUAAGGACCGGCAGCACUGUCUGACUGAUCUGAAGACCCAUAAACCACGCUGCGUCAGCUGUAGCUACAAGUGCCCCCGAUUGAAGAGGCAACAACCGCAUCAGGGACGCGCUCGACAGCUCGGUAGCCACGGAGGAAACCAUCACCGAAAUCAGCACAUGCAGCCACACGUAAAACUGUGCGGAACCAACAAUCACACAUACCACUCGUGGUGUCAUAUGCUGAAGGACUCGUGCAACACUGGGUUCUACAUCGACGUACAGUACAACGGGGUGUGCACCUUCGAAGUCUCGCAGCACCCGCCAUUCUCGCCCACUCGGUUGCCAAACCGAAACCGUAACGAAUCGGAACUAAGCAGCCAAAGUUAGGAAAUUUAGUCGAAUUUGACCCCUUGGUUUGGCUCAUUUUGGCUUAGAUUAAUACGCAUACCACCCAGGCACUGUUGUAGCACACAGACAAGUAGUUUUCGUUAUCGCACGAGAAACUAAUACCAAAAAAAAACUUGACAGUUGAUGUUGUUUCAAAGAUGUAAAAAGUAGGAUCUUUCAAUGUCUAUUUAACACAAACACAGUAAGAUAUAUAUGUAUUUAGGGUUAGAUGAUCAGUGUAAGAGCUUAUCGUUGUAAAAAUAUUUCAUCCACAAUUUUUAACCAUAGAAAAUGAUUUGUAAAAAUUCGAUCUGAUUGAAGUGAAACUAUUUAUAUUUAACGAAUAGAGUCCCUCUAUUUAUGGAAGCUAAACACAAAUAGUCGUACGCCACCCAAUAUAUUUAUUGCCUUGUACAUUGAAGCUAACGCCGUCUAAGGUUAGCCUUUUGUUUUGACCUUGUCUACUAUUUAUUCGUUUUCCCGGGGGAAACGCUAUUUAUUGAUUGUAAGAUUUUCCCUUCGAAACCAAAAACUAACUUUUAAUGGAAGCUAAGGGAAGAGAGUUACAAAGCAAACAAAAAUAUUAAACAAAUCAAUGCGAGACGAUCCAAAUUUAGACUAAACGCAAAUUAAUAUUAAACGAAUAAAAACGGAUGCAAAAACCACUCAAUUAAUUCGGUGCUGUUCUUCAAUCUAAUCAUUAAAGUUUUAGCAAGAAAAUAAAUACCAAUAACAUGAAUUCCAAUUGUUGUUCAAAUGUAAGCGAAUCGAGAUGAUGGUAAUAUGCACUGAAACUAUAACUUAGCUAAAUUUCCAACCCUACAAAUCUUUAGGCCACUACGAGAAAAAAAAAUGAAAACUAACUCGUGCGUAGUGUAGUUUUUUGGAUUUUCCUGUUGAUUAUAGUAUUGUAAAAGUUUCAAACAUUGUUCCGACAUUGAUUAAUCGUGUAGAAAAGAUUUUUAAAUGAAGGUACAUGUCGUGAAAGCAGAGGCAGGGUUGAAAUACUCAACCGUACCUUUAAGAUUUCGCAACAUGAUGCCAUUCAACGGGUUGACUGAGUAAGAAAAAAAAUCUCACGCAUAAACCAACAAAGCUGUAUGUAAAUGCGACUAGCGCAGUUCAAGAAAAAUUAUAGAAUGUAGAAUUUACUUUUUGAAUAGUAAAAUUCUAUUUACUAUGCUUACAAAUAAAUAUGAUGAGACUUAACUAGGGCAAAUAGAUGGAAAAUAACAACAGUAAUAAUAAAUGUAGGGAAGAAACAAACAAAAAACACACUGGUCAACUUGCAGCACAUUUUCGACCAAAUCAGACAGGUUCUGAAUGUCAUCAGCUUCGAAACCACACCACACUACUACUUUAACAGAGGUCUGCGAUUUUAGUUACAGAUCACAGAGACAAACACACUCACACGCACACACCCACACAUACAUCCACUUAGAACGCACUGCACACCGUUAAUCGAUGGGUUUCAAAAACAAUGGCUACUCGCUAAAGUAGUGACAGGAAUAGCAAAUAGUGAAAUUCAUCUCAUUAAAAUUCUUGUACUCAAUUUAAACGCAAUAGACGCAAACCAGACAUAGGUUGUCCCAUACCCAGCAAAAAAAAAAAAAAAAGAAGAAGAAAAUUGAUAAUGGUAUUAGAGACAAACUAGUGGAAAACCGGAACACGACAGUAUGUAUGUAUUUGGCAAGAAUAGAACGCACUACUCUGUGGCGAACUCAGCCAACGGUAAACUUAUUGGUAGCAGACAUGGAACAUGGAAAUAGAAACGAAAUAAAUGUUUAUUAAUGUUGAUAAAAAGAAA
Molecule: messenger RNA, 4279 nt
Organism: Wyeomyia smithii (pitcher-plant mosquito)
Lineage: Eukaryota; Metazoa; Arthropoda; Insecta; Diptera; Culicidae
Gene: Fs
Exons: 9
Coding region: 1-2472 (823 amino acids)
Biological process (GO): anatomical structure development
Molecular function (GO): calcium ion binding; extracellular matrix binding; collagen binding
Source: RefSeq, a predicted model, not a curated record